AUGUAUUCAAAUAAGUUAAGUUUUAUAUUAUUUUUAACGUUAAUAUUAUUUAAAAUAACAAAAUGUUAUAAUGAUAAUAAUAAUGAUGAUGGGGAUUCUAGUGAUGAUGAUGAUGAUGAUCAAUAUGAAGAAUUAGAAAAUUGUCGACAUGAUAUUGAUAUAAAAACAUUUAAAAAAACGAAUGAAAUUAAAUUAUGUAAUUCAUUAGAAAAAGCUUCAAAUAAAUCUCGAAUUCAAUUAAAAAUCUUUACAAAUCAUAGUGAACAAAUAAUUCAUAUUCGAGCUUUAUCUCAAUUAUUAACAAAUAAUACAAUAAAUAAAUCACUUAUUCAAUUAACAACUGAUAUUAUUGAAGAUUUUAAACAACCGAUUAGUUUAUUAUUUAUUGAUAAUUAUCAAUUUAUAUCUUUUACAACAUUUAAAUCAAUAUUAUUAUCAUUAAUUAAUGUUGAUUUUAAUUUACUUGGAAAAAAUCUUAAAAAAACUUUAAUUAUUCCGAAAGGUGGACAUAAACAAAUGCUUAGUUGUUCAGGAAAUUAUUAUCCAAAACAAAAUAUUCAAUUAUUAAAUAUAAAACCAGCAUUUACUAAACCAAUAACAUGUAACAAAGAAAAACAACAAGACCAAUUUUUUACACUUCAAGAAAAAAUUUAUCUUAAUCAAAUUGAUGAAAAUAAAUUUCGUUUACAUCAAAUUCAUCAAGAUGAUCAAAAUAAAAUAAGUCGAACAAGUUGGUAUACAUGUAAUCAUCCAAAAUCAUGUACAAAUGGCAUACAAAAUAAAUCAAUAUUAGACAAAACUGUUAAUUAUGUUUUGAAAUUUUUACAAAAAAGUCGAGCUGAAAAAAAACUUUAA
This is a messenger RNA of Rotaria sp. Silwood2, 855 nucleotides long. Lineage: Eukaryota; Metazoa; Rotifera; Eurotatoria; Philodinida; Philodinidae. The record is from the annotation of a GenBank genome assembly.